AAUUCUUAAUCUCUCUUCCCUUUUCUUCCUCGCCCUUCGUCCUCGGCGUUCUCACCAUCCCAACAAACACGGGUGCAACACUCUCCAAGCGCCGCGUUCGAAGCCACCGAAGAAGAAGAAAGGAGAGAGGGGAAGAAAAAGGAGCCUCUUUUAUAGCUCGAGAAAAGGAAUAAAAAGGGCAGAGAGAGAUAGAGAAAGGAAGGAAGAAAGAAAGAAAGAAAGAAAACCCUCGUAGAGGAGGAGGGGGGAAGGGGGGGAGGGCUUCGAUGAGCGUAGAACCCAAUGCAAGUUCGGGCUUUGAUUUCUAAGAGGAAGAGGAGCGGGGAAAGAUGGAAGCUAAAGGAAGGUGAUGAGAAGUAGAAGAAUAGGGGAAGGAAGGAGGAGAAAAAUAACAUAGGAAGGGGAAGCUUUUCUUCCAUGCCCUUUUCCCUUCAAGAUUCAAGAAACGGAAAGAGAGGAAGGAGAGGAUGAUGGAGGACUGCUGUUAUUUCAAUAAGGAUAGUCUCAUCAUAAAGCCUCCCAAGAAAUAUCCUCUGGUAUUAUGGAUGGCUGUGUUGGCCUUGGUAAUGAUCAGUGGCGUUUAUAUAUGCGUACUAUGUUUAAAACAAAGGGGGAUCCCCGCAACCUCCAAUGUAAUUAAGGUCAGAUUUAAAGAACUACAACCCUGUCCUCAUCCUGGCAUUCCACAAUCCGAGGUUCCUUAUGUGCACUAUCCAGAACCCACUACUUAUAGUAGGAAUGAGUGUGCGUGCACACCAGUUCGGUUCUUUGCAAUUUUGUCGAUGCAGAGGUCUGGAAGUGGGUGGUUUGAGACCUUGUUGAAUAGCCAUGUUAAUGUUAGCUCUAAUGGUGAGAUCUUCUCUGUCAAAGAAAGACGGAAUAAUAUUUCUUCUAUCAUGCACACAUUAGAUAAAGUUUACAAUCUGGACUGGUAUAGUAGUGCUUCUAAAAAUGAAUGCACAGCUGCUGUUGGCUUCAAAUGGAUGCUUAAUCAGGGUCUCAUGCAGCACCAUGAUGAAAUAGUCAAAUACUUCAAGCGGAGGGGGGUCUCUGCAAUAUUCCUCUUUCGAAGAAACCUACUUCGCCGCAUGGUUUCAGUACUCGCAAAUACGCAUGACCGGGAUGCCAAGCAACUAAAUGGGACCCAUAAAGCUCAUGUGCAUUCCAAGGAUGAGGCUGAUGUACUUGCAAGAUAUAAGCCCACGAUCAAUACGACUUUAUUGGUUGCCAAACUAGAGCAGAUGCACAAAUGUGGUGCUGAUGCUCUGGAGUACUUCAAGACCACUCGCCACAUUGCUCUCUACUAUGAAGAUCUUGUGAACAAACGAAAUAAGGUGAAGGAUGUUCUGAAGUUCCUUAGAUUGCCAAAAAGGAAGCUUUCCAGCCGUCAUGUAAAGAUCCACACAAGACCAUUGUCUGAUCAGGUUGAAAACUGGGAUGCUGUCUAUAAUACUCUGAAGGGAACGGAGUAUGAGAGCUUCUUGCAUGCUGACUAUCAAAUGUAGCAAGAAAUUAGCAGCUCACAAUGGUGGUUGUAAAUAACUUGCCACUGAUUCUUUUUCCCCAUUCGAGCCGCGGUCUCACUGGAGAAAUUUUGAUCAUUUUUAUGCUAACAGAUUUCCUGCAUGGGUUUCUAAAGAUGUGUUUUGUUUCCCAUCUUGUAAAACAUUGUAAUUCAUAUUCGAGCUGAUGAAUGCAAAUUGGUAGCGAAAUUUGUGUC
This is a messenger RNA of Phoenix dactylifera (date palm), 1720 nucleotides long. RefSeq lists its product as uncharacterized. The record is from RefSeq and is a predicted model, not a curated record. Lineage: Eukaryota; Viridiplantae; Streptophyta; Magnoliopsida; Arecales; Arecaceae.